Molecule: messenger RNA, 2699 nt
Organism: Blastomyces dermatitidis ER-3
Lineage: Eukaryota; Fungi; Ascomycota; Eurotiomycetes; Onygenales; Ajellomycetaceae
Product: ATP synthase subunit D, mitochondrial
Exons: 5
Coding region: 154-678 (174 amino acids)
Biological process (GO): proton motive force-driven ATP synthesis
Molecular function (GO): proton transmembrane transporter activity
Source: RefSeq, a predicted model, not a curated record
CUUUUUUUGACGCCAAGCCCAGAGAAAUGUGUAUCACGUGAUUGUUCCAUUCUCGCCAAGUUCUCGUCAAAAACAACUUCAUCCCCUCAAAUUCCGGCUCUUCACAGUUCAAUCCAGGUAUUCCACCCGUCCAAUUCCACUCCAACAAUCACAAUGGCUGUAUCACGGAGCGCAGCUCUCAAGCUCGACUGGGCGAAAGUGUCCACCUCCCUCGGCCUCCGGGGCCAGACCGCCACAUCCCUCGCCGCCUUCAAGAAGCGCAACGAUGACGCCCGCCGGAAGGUGCAGCUUCUCGAAGAGCAAGCGCAGACCGUCGACUUCUCGUACUACCGCAGCGUGCUGAAGAACCAAGCCGUCGUCGAUGAGAUUGAGAAGCACUUCAAAACAUUCAAGCCCGCCACUUUCGAUGUGAACAGGCAGCUCAAGGCCAUCGAGGCGUUCGAGGCACAGGCUAUGAAGGACGCGGAGGAGACGAAGGGCAAGGUUGAGCUUGAGUUGCGGAGCCUUGAGAAGACGCUGGAGAAUAUUGAGACAGCGAGGCCGUUUGAGGACCUUACGGUCGACGAGGUCAGCGAGGCUCGACCGGAUAUCAUCGAGAAGACUUCCCAAUUGGUCUCCAAGGGCAAAUGGAUGCCACCUGGCUACAAGGAACGAUUCGGCGACCUUUCCUUUCUGUAAACUACAGAAUUUCCCCGUUUUCCACUUCCAUUUCCGUCUUCGUUUUCCCCCUUUCCUUUUGUCAUCUCUAAGAUAUUUGUUCCAUAUCUAUAACUUCUCAAGUAUAAUCAAAGCUGGCACAAAAUGGGAGUGUGUGCGGGCGGUUGUGUGAUUCGAUUUGGGGCCUUGCGUUUUUAUCAAAAACCUAGGUCCCAGGCGAGAUGUAUAGAAUUUAUGUUUUGAAUUAGAAUUGUUGUCUCCUAUUUUUAUUCCGUGUACCCCGUACUGUUCGAUUCUGGGGACGACGCUCGACUUUGUCUAAAUGUGUGAUACAAGCCCCAACCGACGUCGUCGGCAGAGAGAAUGAAUCACUACAUAGAGGCUGUAACCUUUGUUAAAAAUCAAAAGAAUGAUUGUUUGGAUGUUUAAAAAUUCUCCAGCCUUACCACCGACGAUUUAACAACACCUGUAGCGACAUGGGAUGCUUUGAAGGGGUGAUUGAUUGCCACCCGACAGUCGUCCCGUCCCGUCCAUUUCCUACCUAACCAGGCGACUUUCCGGCCCAGGAUGUAAGGACUCACUUCACCGCCUGCCCAUUAUAAGUUACAACUCAACUGUGUUUUAAAACUUCAAACGUGAAUGUUACAAUCUGAGGCAUGAUAUAGCCAGAGUUCUACGGCGUCUAAUUUUUCCCGUCUGGCUACGUGGGGCUUGGUGAACUGCACAUGCUGAUUCAGAGGCAGUCACAGAAACAAAAAGAAAAAGAAAAAGAAGAAGAAAAGAAAAGAAAAGAAAAGAAAGAUCACGAUGCUUUAUGGUAGAUGUCUUCAAAGCAUAGGUUAGUCUUGGGCGCUACGUUUACAUAGGGCUUUGAUUAUACUAUACAGGCAGCUGAAGGGGGAUAGGAUAGUCUCCCGCCAACCCUAUCAGUGACAUGCUACUCGAUAUCAGAGUUAUUUAAAUCGCAGAGCCCUAAGGUAAGGUCAUUUGCACGGGCUACAGGCCCUAUUAGAAAAAGGAAGAAAAGGGCGCGAUUGCAACUGAAUGCCACGGGGUGGAAGUGCUGCCUCCGGUCACUACCUUUUCAAAACUAUUAGGCCAUGAUGCAAAAACCAGCUGGGUGGGUUCAACAGCCACCUCGAUAUGUAUGAAGCUCAAGGAGACGUGCAGGCUCAACCAAUCACUGGAGAACUACACAACGCACGGCGACGGGAGAAAGACAUAGCACGGUUGACUUGACAGGAGCCUGAAAGAUGCAGCACGGGGGAGCAGGUGGUGAUGAACGCCCGGCGGCCUAACCUAGCCACGCAUCAAUAUCUGGAGACCGUCAUAAAAGGCGUCACGCGUUGCGUGAACUUGUCAGCUAGUCCUGGCAAGUCGAUGCUGUGGGCAUAUUUCACGCUUCUGGGAUAAUAUGUACAUAUAUGUACAUGUACAUGGGGGCAGGAGGUAUGUUGUUCGGCGGCUUCGGCCCCAGGAACUCUGUCAUGCAAGAGUAUAUAAACGUCACCCACUCCAACUGGCUACACUGGGCUCCCCACACCAUUUCUACGACUGCUUCCCAAGGACUGCCGCCAGCGGGCAAUGGUCUCUUCGGUGGUAAAACGGAAAUUAAGGGAUGGUCUAGAAAUUGGAUCAACGGAUGCGGCUGGGCUGGCAUGGUUAUUUGCAUGUUAGAAUACACUAUUCUCAAUCAUUUCCCAGAAGCAUAACACUGUGUGUGUCAUGGACUGAGAUGGCAUGCAAUGUGUCAAGACCCAGCCUGCCGGCCAGAGUCAUAUAGAUAUUGUGCAACAUGUUUUCACAAUUCACUUAUGUCACCAGCUUCAAUGCCCUGUUUCAAUGCAGCUAUCUACAAACUAAUUUCUAAUGUGUCUUGAGAAUAUGUUUAGGAAGAGUAGUUGCUUGAGAACUGAUAUCAAAUCCAUAAAAAUCAUGAACAGGGGUACGUACUUCCACUUUAUCCUCAGGUGGAAUCAACAACUGACAGGCAAGAAUUAAUAAAUGAACAAUGCAAUUUUGACUGAGAACUUAUCAGUGAU